Messenger RNA from Trichechus manatus latirostris (Florida manatee), 5899 nucleotides. RefSeq names its product activating signal cointegrator 1 complex subunit 2 (gene ASCC2). The transcript is spliced from 20 exons. NCBI's taxonomy places the organism in Eukaryota, Metazoa, Chordata, Mammalia, Sirenia, Trichechidae. The coding region runs from base 45 to 2363 and encodes 772 amino acids. The record is from RefSeq and is a predicted model, not a curated record. Gene Ontology annotation, biological process: regulation of DNA-templated transcription. Gene Ontology annotation, molecular function: ubiquitin binding.
CAGGGCCUGGCUCCAUACCUGAAAUAUGGGACGCCUGGUAACUCAUGGCUGCCCCUGCCUCUCAGCUCGCCUGUGAGUGCUUGGAAGGAGGGUCACACAGCACAAUGCCAGCUCUGCCCCUGGAUGAACUCCAGAUCACCCAGAAGGACCCGAAGACAGGAAAGCUGAGGACUUUACCAGCCCUGCACCCCGAGCAGAAGGCAGACCGGUAUUUUGUGUUAUACAAACCACCCCCUAAAGACAACAUUCCUGCCCUAGUGGAGGAGUACCUGGAACGCGCCACCUUCGUAGCCAAUGACGUCGACUGGCUCCUGGCCUUGCCUCACGAUAAAUUCUGGUGCCAGGUUAUCUUUGACGAGACCUUGCAGAAGUGCCUGGACUCCUACCUACGCUAUGUCCCCCGAAAAUUUGAUGAGUGGGUGGCCCCAACCCCUGAGGUUGUUGACAUGCAGAAGCACCUCCAUCGCAGUGUUUUUCUCACCUUCCUCCGCAUGUCUACUCACAAGGAAUCCAAAGAUCACUUCAUCUCUGCCUCUGCGUUUGGGGAAAUCCUCUACAAUAACUUCCUGUUCGACAUUCCAAAGAUCCUGGACCUCUGUGUGCUCUUUGGAAAAGGCAACUCGCUGCUGCUCCAGAAGAUGAUAGAAAACAUCUUUACCCAGCAGCCAAGUUACUAUAAUGACCUGGAUGAAACCAUGCCCACCAUCCUUCAGGUCUUCAGCAAUAUCCUGCAGCACUGUGGCUUACAAGGGGACCGGACCUGUGCCACACCUCAGAAGCUUGAGGAGAAGGGCCGAUUGAGCCCCAGCGACAUGCCUCUCCAGGAAUUGAAGGACAUUGUUCUCUACCUUUGUGAUACCUGCACUACACUCUGGGCCUUUCUGGACAUCUUCCCUUUGGCUUGCCAAACCUUCCAGAAACAUGACUUCUGUUACAGACUAGCUUCCUUUUAUGAAACAGCAAUUCCCGAACUGGAGUCUGCAAUUAAGAAGAGAAGGCUUGAAGAUAGCAAGCUGCUAGGUGACCUGUGGAAGAGGCUCUCCCAUUCCAGGAAGAAGCUGGUGGAGAUUAUUCAUAUCCUCAUGAACCAGAUCUGCCUUCUUCCCAUCCUGGAAAGCAGCUGUGACAACAUUCAGGGUUUCAUCGAGGAGUUCCUUCAGAUCUUUAGCUCCUUGCUGCAGGAGAAGAGGUUCCUCCGGGACUAUGAUGUGCUCUUCCCUGUGGCCGAUGAUGUCAGCUUGCUGCAGCAGGCUUCAUCUGUCUUCGACGAGACACGCACUGCCUAUAUCCUCCAGGCAGUCGAGAGUGCAUGGGAAGGGGUGGACAGACAGAAAGCCACGGAGGCUAAAGACCCACUGGUGGCUGAGGAUCCUAACAAGGUUGCGGCGACAGUGGAGCCAGUCAGUCAAACACCAUCACACCCAGAGAACUCGGAGGAUGAGGAGUGCAUGGGGGCAGCUGCUGCCCUGGUCCCCUCUGUGUCCGGAGUAGAGCUGGACUCGCUCAUCUCCCAAGUGAAGGACCUGCUCCCAGACCUUGGUGAGGGCUUCAUCCUGGCCUGCCUGGCACACUACAGCUAUGACCCGGAGCAGGUGAUCAACAACAUCCUGGAGGAGCGACUGGCUCCGGCCCUCAGCCAGCUGGACCGCAGCCUAGACAGACAGGCGAAGCCAGACCCAACGCCCCUGUUGACGUCUCGUCACAACAUCUUCCAGAAUGAUGAGUUUGAUGUGUUCAGCAGGAACUCAGUGGACCUGAGCCGGGUGCAUAAGGGCAAGAGGAAAGAGGAGAACACACGGAGUCUGCUGAAUGACAAGCGAGCGGUGACAGCGCAGCGGCAGCGCUACGAGCAGUACAGCGUGGUGGUGGAGGAGGUGCCGCUGCAGCCUGGGGAAGGCCUGCCCUAUCAUGGUGACGACUACGAGGACGAGUAUGAUGACACGUACGAUGACAACCAGGUUGGCGCCAACGAUGUCGACUCGGAUGACGAGCUCAUCAGCCGCAGGCCUUUCACCACCCCUCAGGUACUGAGAACCAGAGUGUCCGGGGAAGGACAGGAGGACGACGAGGAGGAGGAGGAGGAGGAGGAGGCUGAAGAGGGAGCCCCCAAGCCUGACCACUUCGUGCAGGACCCCGCAGUGCUGAGGGAGAAGGCAGAAGCCAGGCGCAUGGCCUUCCUCGCCAGGAGGGGGUACCGGCAUGACAGCUCAGCAGCAGUGGCUGGCAGCCCCCGGGGCCAUGGACAGACUCGUGAGACAACCCAGGAACGCAGGAAGAAGGAAGCCAACAAGGCAGCAAGAGCCAACCACAACCGGAGGACCAUGGCUGACCGUAAAAGAAGCAAAGGCAUGAUCCCAUCCUGAGGACACUGCGCCAGGGCCAGCAGGGCAGCAGUGACACUGGACCCAGCAGGCUGCGGUACCAUAGCCUGGGCCUCCCACCAUUCAUCCCACUCUGGGGCCCCAAGUUCAGCUUCACCCCUCAACAGCCUCAGCUUUGCAGCCCCUGAGAAGGCCACCUCACUGUCCACCAAGCAGCCAGCCAUGAGCGCCUUCUUGCUGAACACACAGUGCCUUAUCCCACAGCAAAGGACCCAUGGGCCAGCAAGCAGGUGCCUUCCCCAAGAUGUGCAGGUGGGAAAGGGAUGGGGAUGGAGCCCCAAGACAAGACCCCCAAACCUCAUGCAGCAAGACACCACUUCCCUUAUUCCCUGGAUGGCAGGAAGCCUGUAUAUUAAAAAAACAAAAACAAAAAAAGAUCUGCAAGUAAAGCUUUUGAACCUUUCAAGCAAUGACCUGUGAUAUGCCUGUGACCUACUCCCCUUGUAUUCCGUUCUUCAGUGAAGCUGUGAUCAGGAGAUAAUCAUGGUAUUCUUUUUAUCGCCCUUUUGUGCUUGCUCUCAUUUUAACCCCUCCUGGCAUUGCUCCUGCCUUGCUCUGUGACCCUGAGGACAUCAGCCCUUCUCUGAACCUCCAGUCCCUGCCGCAAAAUGAAGGGCUGAAGGAGGUGGUCUUUCCCACUAUCUCAGUCAGUCCUGAUGACUUCCACCUAAGGAGGUAGGCACUGUUUUUGACCCCAUUGUAUAGAUGAAGAAAGUGAGGCACUGAGAGCUGAAGGUGGCUGUCCCAGGCCACAGCAGAGAAGUGGCAGAACAGGCAUUGGGCACUUAGUCUGCCCAGGGUCUAGGGUCCUAGACCCCCGGAGUUGGUGUCAGCUGCACCUCACAGCUGGCCCGAGGACACUUUGUCAGCAGCAGAGCCAGCGCCAGACAGAACUCAGGCCUCCAGCCUCACAGUUGUACUCUUAGUAAACCCCCCAAAAUCAAAGACUCAGAGACCUCAAGAAACAAGUCAGGAUGACACUGCUAAGCCCUGUUGAAGGGCCUGGCUCCUCAGACUCCCUCCUGGGGAUGGCCAGCCAGUUCCUAGCAUGGCAGCGGCUGCCAGUUAUCCUGAUUCUGUGUCCAUCUAGAACAUUAGUAAUCAAUGGGGGGUGGGGGGGCGUCAAGAGUGGGGCAUCUGCUGGGCUGAUCGUAGCCCAGCCUGGCAUGGAGUCCAUUAGCGAAAGCCAGGGCCCAAGCCCAGCUGGACCCUGACAAAUCACCCUCAGUGCUAGUGCAAUUUAUUUGCACAUGGUUAGGAUGAGCACAUGGUUAGGAUGAGCGUCCAAAGCAGAAAGGCAGACAGGCAGUUGAUGAACUGGUUUUGUUAGGUCAGCCUGCACAAGUGAAAAUCAAUAGCAAUUCCUCUGUGUCGUAUCAGUUCUCUUGGUACAUUGGAGAUGCAGAGCAGGUACAGGGGUGGUGUCCUCCGCUCACACUGCUAAAUUAGCUGAGAUGAGGCUAGCAUUAGCCAUCGUGACAGGCAGCAGUAAGACUGUUUCCUCCAGGAAGCAUUUGCCAGGGAAUGAGCUCAGUGGCAGGGGCCACUUCUUUUCUCCCGUACUGAGCUUCCUUCUCUGGAGGGAGGACAGGAUGGAGCGCUCCUGGGCAUUAGUUACCUGUCUUGCCUGUUACUGUUCAUGAAGCCCCUCUCACCUUCACCUUGUCAUGCGCACCUCCUAGCCACUUGGGGUGGAGUUCAGGCCUCACGUUAGUAUCAUGUUUCAAAGGACUUGAGAAGUCAGAAAUUUUUUUUUUUUAAUUUUCAGAAUGGAGUGCCAGGUGAAACUUAGUCUCCCCUGAGGAACUGCAUGCCUUCUUAUUUCAGACCUUGAAGGAACUGCAUGCCUUCUUAUUUCAGACCUUGAAGGUACUCUUUCAGGGGGGUUUCGUGGCUAAAGACGGCUCAGGGGUCAUCCAGAAUGGUGCUCUAUGCACACCUCUUCAGCUUUGGGGCCUCGGUUUUCCCAUCUGUAAAGUGAGCGUGUUCAGAUGAAUAGUUACCAUUUGGUGCCUAUGAGGUUCUCUGAAGAGAGCCCAAAGUUUAAGAUGGGCAAAUGCAGAACUGCUAUAGAUGAAGUUGGGUGGGGGGCCCUGAGCCCUACCUGUUCAGUCACUGGAGCCCACCAUCUUCACUGCUGCUCCUAAGCAGGUAUUUUUUAAGUGCCUUCUCUGUGCCCUGGCAGAAGAUUAUGACUGUCACAGGCAUUCCCCAGGAGGUUUUUAAGGCUUUGUGCCUCUGAGAGGACUUAGGUUUGAGUGUCUUUGUUUCUAGUUCACAAAUUGCAAUGAUGGUGGGUGUGUUUAUGUAGUGCUGCUGUGCCUCUGUGAGGUGCUUGGGGCAGAGCUUGUCAUUGUUUAUAAAAAGGAACCCGGAAGCCCUGGGAGGGCAAGUGACUUGCCCAAAGCCUGUGGCAAGUUAGCACAGAGUCUGGGUACAACUCCUUACUGAGUUACCUGUUAAACAGCCAAGUGUAGCUGGAAGAGUAAAUGAUUGACGAGAACCUCCUUCAUGUCCCUUCCACACAAGGAGCUUGGGUUGAAUAAUGCAGCCGGGGUGGGGAGGGACGAUGGACAAAAAACAAACAGAAAUAAACACACAAAAAAAUGCAGGGAGGUGUUGUGUAACCCUUUAAAAUGAUGUCGUUAAAGAUCUGGUAGCAGCGUGGGAAACUAAAUAUUGAAGAAUAAAUUUAAAUGCAGAAUACACAAUGAUGAUGCACCAUGAUUGUGAAAAUGUAAAAAAAAUGCAUACAGAUCAAGUCUGGAAGGGAACAUGCAUAAAUAAAAGUGAUGGUGAGAGCGUGGAUGAUGGUGGUGGUAAGACAACAAUAUUUUAUAAUAAGAAUAAAAAUUCUUACUGAGCACUUAGCAUGGCCAAACUUCACUGGAUUCUUUAUUUGCAUUAUUUCAAGGGGACAAAUGGGCAUCAGCACAAGUAGGGUACAGGGCCCCAAACACUGCGUCCUCACGAGGUGUAGGUACUGAUGAGAAUGCUGAGGUACAGAGAGAUUAAAUGACUUGCCUAAGGUCGUACAGUUAGCAAGUGACCAAGGUGGGGACACAGUCCAAGAUUGUGUCCUAAAGCACAUUGUCUUAACCUCUAAGACUCAUACCUGCCAUUGCUCUCUUUCUCCCACCCCAACCCUUGUGUUUUCUGUGAUACCCUUGUUACUGUUUUUACAAUGAAAAAGAAGAAAACGUGAGUAAAAUAGCCGCAGAACAAGAGAAUGGGAAGUCUCAUCUCAUCAGGCCAGGCUGAUAGGACUCCCAAUGACAUGUUUGUUAGACCGUUUAAUAUUGUCGCACAGAUUCCAGAUGCUCUGUUCCCUUCUCCCUCCACCCCCACCUUUUUUCUCUUGUUUUCCUUUAGUCUACUGUGUCCAGUCUGCCAUUAAGCUCACUGAGUAGCUUCACUUUUGUCUCCAGUCCCUCUCAGGAGGGAAGGGGAGAAAGUUUGGGGGUAGAACAUUCUCAGCUGAGAUGGUGAUAGCAAAGUCUAGGGAGCACCAAGGCCUG